AUGGAGCCUCUGAUCGCGAGGCCGGGUAGCCCUGCCGGCUGUGAGAAUGGGCGCAUUCGGGCAAGCGGGCACGAGGAGGAAGGACGAAGGGUGAGCAUUAAACUCGUCCCCGAUAUUGUCGGGGUUGUAGAACCCGCCGAGCAGCAGUGGCGAUGCAGCUGCAAGCUGAUUUUUAGAAAGGCCUACCAUGCAGUUGAUCGCUGCUUUGGCUGCGAUACCGCGCGAGAUUACUCUCGCAGAUCAUGGGGCAUAUUCCAUCUAAAUUCCCGAAUUAGACGGCUCUGCACGACUCUCUCGGAGAGUGUGACCAUAAAGUAUUUCCUCAUCGGCUAUGUGUGUGUGAACGAAAUCCUGCAUCUUGAUGCUGAGGCGGCUCACCUACCGCUGCAGAUAUCAGAUCCCCUAGAACUCAUAUUAGUCGCUUUACUUCUCCUCGAGUUCGUCUAUGAUACCAUCGCUCUCGGCCUGUGGAAGGGGCAGCGAUGCUACUUUCGUCAACCCCGUUGUCUGUUCAACUUCUCCGUUUUGGUCGUAGCCAUCAGCGACCUCAUCGUGACGUAUCUUGCUCGCUGCAAUCCGCCACCGGAUUUGCCUCAAGUCUCCUGGUAUACAUCUGAAGUCGCUCUGUUUUUCUCACUGGCCCGCAACUUGCGUGUCUUACGGCUCUUCGAAACCGAGACGUGCAAGCUCGUGUUUAGUAUCUUUCGAAAAUGCCUGGCGAAUCUGCUAGCCUUGGCCGGUCUCGUGUGCAUCUUGGUCUUCUGCUAUCUCAUUGUCUACAGCCACACCUACGGCUACACUCAGUUCAACGUUUGUUACACGAAGAUGACUCGCGAUACACCGACGUUACAGCCACCUCUGAGUGGGUCUGGAGCCGAAGACACCUCGUUGGUAUGCAAGGCGGACAGCGGAUUCUGGGAAUAUGAUGCCAGUCAAGAGCGCCUCUGUCGACCGGAUUUGCCCUGCCGCGAAGGCACAGAAUGCCGAAAUAUCUUUCUCUUGCCGAGGGACUCGAAGCUGUGCACGUCUCCAGAGCUCUACGAGCUUGAGCUGAAGGGAUGGCGUGCGAUGUAUGACACACCCCUCGGCGAUUGGGGAUUGACUGGCUUCCAUGACACAUUCUCAGCCCUCGUAAGCUUUCUUCAAUGCGUAAAUCUCGAAGGAUGGACGGAGGUCAUGUACCGUCUCGCGGAUGGGGACAGCACAUACCGAGGCGUGCUUAUCUACCUUCUCCAUCAUUCGGUAGUCAUCCUCGGAAAUUUGUUUUUGAUGAACGUCGUGGUCGCCAUCAUGUGGGAGAGUACCGUGCUGGAAACCAGCAGAUCGCGAGCGACUGACGCGAAAAAAGAGGACCUCCAGAUGUUUGAGAUCUUGGGAGUGGAAUGGAUCAUGGAUCCGCUUCCUCCUGCAAAAGACGCCGUCCUGAUUAUUCUGUUGAACUCAGGGGACCGCGCAGACACUUACGGCUUUGUCAACUGCAUAUUUUUCGUGUGCUACUGUGUGGACGUUGUACUGCAGUUGAUCGCUUGCGGCUGCCGAGAAUUUCUCCGCGACGGGUUUAAGGUCUUUGACCUUGGCCUGGCCAUCGUUGGUGGAGUCGAGGUGGUCUUCAGUCUCGCGAUCUGCGGGAGCUUUUCCAGCUGCUCAGACGCCGCCAUUCGCGGCAGGAGCCCAGGCGUGAAGGCGACAGCCCUCGUUUUGAGUGUGCUUCACAGUCUCCGCCUCUUUAAACUGGUACGAAACUUCCCCGCGCUGAGGCUGCUCGUGGAAGUCACGGCCGAUUUGGUCAGAAACAUAUUCUUCUUCUACGCUCUGCUGAUCUUCCAAGUCUACGUCUUCGCCACAUUCGGCUUUGCCCUCUUCUUCGACCCCAACUACGGCAGCUACGGCUGGCCGCUCACUGUAACGAAGUACUGCAACUUCGAAUCGAUAUGGCAAGCGCUGCUCCUUGUCUUUGGUUUGCUGACUGGAGAAAGCUGGCAUGUGACGAUGCAGGAGUUGUAUAGCGUGUAUAUGGGUCGCUUUCCAGGCGCGCCAGGCAGUGCAGUCUCCUCUAACGUCGCGCUCGCGAGCCGCGGCAACGUCUACAUCAUCUCAGUCUACAUCUUCUUCGCCGUCGUGACGCUGUGCUGUUUCUUCUACAACGUAUUUGAGGCCGUCCUCAUCGGCCAGUACGUGACCGCGCGCAAAGUGGUGUUCAAUUCACACAUUUUCCGGUUCAUCAAACUCUGCCGAGAACUCGGCGUCGAGAUGCCGACGCGCGCAGCGAUAGACACAAGCAACUUGCAGAGAAUGUAUUCUCUCGCCUCGCCCAAAAUAGUCGGCCGAAGAAAAGCCUGGCGCGCGCUGAGUGAGUUCCUCCGCCCCCGAUCGCUGCCCAACCAAGAGGCGCCCACUUUUUCAAACACCAGCUCGGGCGCCGCGUGGAUGCUCCAGAGACUCACGCAGUCCAUCUCCAGGGCCUCGACGCUGCGGCGCCGCAGCCAGAGGGCCUCCGCCAACGGAAGCAGGCCGCCGGAAAGGAGGCCAGGCGGCCUGAGGUUUCGCAGAGACAAGCAACGCGCUGUCGCAGCUCACGCGGUUUCUUUCUGGCGCAGGGGCAGACGGCGUGAAUCCAAGCGAGGGCCUGCAACAGAGAGCGAGAGGCCGUCGCCUGGCCAGACACGGCCGAGCGACGCAACGGGUGGUGUUCUGAGUGGAGACUGCUGUCAGGCUCAGCCUACCGCCCUCCGUUAUCCUGCUGGAGGCCUCUGCGGCAGACAGAGGAACCAUGGCGCCGACGACGUCGAAGGACUGUGGGCGGUCAAUCCCGGCUCCGAUACCCACCUCGCAAGCACCCGCCCCGACGACGCGGCUCUCUCAGUUCACUCUGCCACCGAUGCCGCUGGGGACGGCGCCGUGGACGGGCCUGAAGGGCCCCUGUCCCUCGGCGAGUCCGUCUGCUACCUCUUCACGCUUACGCUGAUAUGUUGCUACGACGCGGUCGCUCGGCUGGUAUCCUCGCCUUUCAAGUGGCUGAACGAGCGAAUCGUGUCCUACGACAUCGACCGCCCUGACGCGAUCGUGGACUUCAUCCGCUUCAUCCUCAUGGAGGAAGGCCUCGAGGAUGCGUCAACGGCGAGUGCCUUGCCGGCUCCCGGCGUGCGCCGAAAGCGCGAACAAAGCUCGGUGGGGGGGGGGGAUCUCGGCAGCCAGUCGACUCCCACCGCGAGCCUCGCCUUUUUGCGGGGCGGGCCUGUGGCUACGCUUCUCAGGCGCCUGACGAGCGCAACAGCGUACGGCUGGGCGCUGGCCGCGCUUGAAGUCGUUUCGCUGCUUUGUCUGGUUGUCGAGUGCAUGCUGACCGACAACGAACAGGCGCGGAACGUCUUUGGAGUGCUGGAGUGGAUUUUUGCCUUUCUCUUUCUUGCUGAGUCCCUCCUCAGGGUUGGCGCGUACGGCUGGUGUCGAGGCGGAUGCCUCGCACUGGGCUCCGGCGCCUCGCGCGCCGGGUUUCUGGUCUCCCUCGUGUCGUGUGUGCUCCUGCUGAUCAACCAGACGCUCUUUGCUGCCGAUUGGCGUAGUUACGCCUGCCGCUUCGUCUGGCAGCUUCCCCUCUUUCGCCUCGUCAAAGUUUUGCGUUCGUUUCGCUCGUUUCACUUGUUUUCGCUUGUCCAGAUGGAGGGCGUCCGCAUCGUGGUCCGCUCGCUUCUGGCUUGCACACGAAGUCUCGUGCUUCUCUCGGCCUUCUUGAGCCUGGUCUUUGUCAUGUUUGCGCUCAUUUUCUCUCGGAUCAUGCGCGUCGGCUACGUGCCGCCGGACAACCCCAACGAGGUCCUGUAUACGUUCCAGACUUUCUUUGAAGCCUCGAUAGGCGUCUUCGUCCUCGCCACCAACGAGGGCUGGCCGCUGCUGCUCUCCAGGCUCCUCGACCGCAAUCCCACCCAGCAAGUCGCUCUGUCGGUUCUCGUCUUCCUCUUCAUCUCGGCAGUCUCGAUCUUCGGGGUCAAGAUGUGCGUGGGCAUCAUCGUUGACGCGUCCCGGAGGAAGAAGGCUCGCAUGGAGAUGGAAGGAAGUCUGCUCAGCGCGACGGUACACAAGUGGAUUGAAAUUCAGGAGCUCCUCUUCAACUCGGCGCUCCAGCACGGCGACACCAUGCCAGACUUCACCGGGGUCGACAGCAAACGGCUCGCGAUGGCAAGGAAGAAAGCUGCUGCACUGAUAACAAGCGGAUGCUUCAGAAUGGCCGUUGCCGUCCAUACGUGCCUGUGCUGUCUCCUUCUUUUCUUCUACGGCCCGUGGUACGACAUGACACUCGGGCCCCAUCGGCAGGGCCGACGACUUGAGCUCCACAUCGCCAUUGUGUGUCUUUCUGCUUUCUUUUUCAUCGAAAUCGGUACGAGAAUCUUUGCUCGCGGCCGUCUGUUUUUUCGCGAGGCGUUGGACAUCCUCGACGUUGUUCUUUGCUGCCUGCUCGCUGGGACCUUUGGCGCUGGCGUCGUUUUGUGGAUGGGGUGGGUCUGGCGCGUGGACGCACUGACCUCCUGGCUCCUAAGUUUACGCCUCUUCCGGAUCGCGCGCUUCCUAUACCGCCAGAUGCCCUUUUUCCAGACGUUGUUUACAACGAUCUCGCGAGUUAUGAAGAGCUUCCUCAGCGUGCUUACGCUUCUGGGCCUCUCGAUUUUCUUCUUCGCCAUCUGGGGGGUCGUCCUCUUCAGCGGCGCCCCAGUAGAAACGUACUUCAAUCGCCACGCAAACUUCAAAAUGCUGCCGAGGGCCGUGAUGGCGCUGAUAGGCAGCUGCACUGGCGAGGACUGGCACAUGAUUCUUCAGCAGCUGCGGAUGCACUACACCGCGACAGACCAGAAACUACUCCGCGUGACAGUUGUGGUCUUCUUCAUUUCCUUCAUCGUCCUCGUUUUUUUCAUCCUCAUGGAUCUCUUCACCACCGCUGUCCUCGACGAAUACAUGGACACAGUGAAGGACGAGAACUUGUGGAAGAUUUCGUGUCAGAAACGCGUCUUGAUUGAACGCUGGAACCCCAAGAACGAGCUCAGCACGAACUACAAAAGCCUCACUGACAUGAUCGCCCUCCUGAGGACGAUCGACCAGCCAAUGGGCAUAAAGCACCGUUUUCACCCCGAUGAGAAACGGCAGAAAGUGCUCAAGUACAUCGCCAAAUACGGCCUUCCAGUCUACGCUGGGGCGCGAGUCCAUCUUCGGGACGUGGUUCUCAACUGCGCCAAGCGAGCGUGCGAAUUCCACGCCAUGAGUCACGGCGUCAUGGACAUGCAGGACGGCCAGGUCGAGCUGAAUCCGCGCCUCAUCAGCAGUUGGAUGGGGAAGUUUCCCGAGCUUGCCCACGUGGAGACCAGGUACGACCUUCGCCACCACUUGGCCGCGGAGACGCUCCAGAGCUGGUUCCGAAGACAGCGCAUGCGACUCCACGGAAAGCUCGCGAACCCAGAGUGGUGCGCCGCUCGGUUUGUGUCUUUCGCGAUGGAGAGUCGAACGGCCCACCUCCGCCGGCCGAGCGGCCGCGCAGGGCACCGCGCAAGCCAGAUCGAUCGUAGAUACAGUGGGGUCGCGAGGCGGCGCAGUUGGCGGCGGUCUCGAGUGGACUCUGCAGCUGGAAGCUCGCAGCUCUCUGCGACAGCGUCUGGCGGCAGCUCGGAAGCCCUGCCGCAGCCAGAGAGACUUCAUCUUAGGGGGGCAGGCGGGUCAGACCAGGUCAGAAUGAGCUUGCCAGAGUCCAUUUCGACGCGUGGAAGCGUUCCCGGGUCGAGCUCCAACAGCCGCCGGGGAAGCAUCAUGACAGGCACCGACGUUGACCUCGCGCCCCGCGUCCUCUUCGAGUCCUGCAUGCUGGUACCUGAGGGCACGACCACAAAGGAAACCAGCUCGAGAGAACGUCUCAGCGCACGCUCUGCCAGUCGAAGCGAUAGUCUGCCGCAAGUUGCGUCAGUGGAGAACUCCCCUAGUGACGGCCCCCUCACAUCAUGCAUCACUACCCACCUUUCACAGACGGAAGAUCCCUGA
Messenger RNA from Besnoitia besnoiti, 6018 nucleotides. RefSeq names its product transporter, cation channel family protein. The record is from RefSeq and is a predicted model, not a curated record. Lineage: Eukaryota; Apicomplexa; Conoidasida; Eucoccidiorida; Sarcocystidae. Gene Ontology annotation, molecular function: voltage-gated sodium channel activity. Gene Ontology annotation, cellular component: voltage-gated sodium channel complex; plasma membrane. Gene Ontology annotation, biological process: transmembrane transport; monoatomic ion transport. The transcript has 3 exons. Bases 1 to 6018 code for a protein of 2005 amino acids.